Molecule: messenger RNA, 1044 nt
Organism: Durusdinium trenchii
Lineage: Eukaryota; Dinophyceae; Suessiales; Symbiodiniaceae
Source: the annotation of a GenBank genome assembly
AUGAUUGUGCCCACAGGAACAGACGCAGUCUUGGAUGACUUGGAGAUGCGCCUGGAGGAGUUGGGCCUUCCGGCCAGCCACUCUGAUCCCUGGCACAUUUUGAGGUACGAGCCUGGCUAUCGUGCGCAUUUCAAGCACACAGACUGCAAUGUGGAGCAUGGAGACCCUGAGAACGAUCGAUAUGUCACAGUAUUGAUUUGGCUUUCAGAUUGUUGGAACUCCACUUCUCUUUGCAGCGCUGUCAGAACAUCUGAAACUGGUGUGGACGAUUUGGCGGAUGGCGCAACUGUCUUCCCCCACUACGGGCUACGCAUGCGCAUGCCGCGAGGUGGCUUGGUGCUGUACAGCAAUCUGAUGGAAGGUCGUUGCUCUCUUUCCUCUGAGCAUUUUGCUGCUGCGCUGGAUUCAAUGGCACCAGUGAAGGUGGUGCUGCAAAAGUGGUUUUACGCUGCUCCAGUGGAACCUAGCACACCAAAAGUCCCACUGGCGGUGUGCGACAGAGGACCACGUGCGCAGUGCAAGCAUUUCUUUAUGCCCCCUGAGGGAAUGGGAGCACAGAGAGUACAGGAUGCUCUCGCAAGUCUGCAGUGGCUUAUGGGCAAGUCCGAUGAGGGCAGUGCCGAUCAGCAGGUGCAGCUCAUCAUAUCUUCACGUGAGCUACAAGAGCUGAGGGAUGCAUUGGAGCAUCAGGUUGUUGGGAGUUCCUUGGGGCAGUCGCCUCAUUGGUAUGCCAUGUUGGUACUAAGCAACAUGGAGAUGCUGGCUAUGCAGUUCGGCGCCACGGAGAAAGCUCCGUUGCCACGGCUGCGCGCUGCGCUGAAGCGAUGCCCCAGCUGUAUUGAGGUCAUCAAGAGUACACUUGCGGCGCUGCUGUUGUCCGCACAGGUGCGACCAGAGCUCGUGCAGCUGGAGGAGGCACUUGCACUCCUCAAGCGGCUUGCUUUGAUGGACACACCAGAAGCAGCCCGCUUGGCGCCGCAGUGGGCGACACUGCGGCAGUUGCACCGAAAAAGAAGCAAGGAAGCAACGUGUGGCUGUCUAUAA